UGAGGAUCUAGAAAAAAAAAUCAAGAGAAUGUUGUUUCUUUUUAUUUUCAACAAAAGCAGACAAAGUUUCGUAUACUCUAUGGCUCCAAGAUUCUAACAAGGUUACUUGCUCCUAGCUCUUCCUGGUUCUCUUCUUCCUUAUCCCUUAUUAUAUCCUCUCUGUCGUUUGCAAUAUCCAAUAUUCCAACAAAACACAUGGAUCUAGCUACACUGCUGCUAACUGUUCUCUUCAUCGCAGGCCUCAUAAAUGUUUUCUUUUACAUACCCACCACCAAGAUUAGUGCGUGGCUUCAAACUUUCUUCCCCAACAAUAAUUCUUGCAACAAAACCAAAACCAACUUGGCUCCUUCUCCUUCUCCCUCUUCACCAACGACCAAGAUGGCGGAGAGUGGUUCCCAAAAGAAGAAGGAAGAGCUUAGAAAACUGUUCUCCACAUUCGACAAAAACGGCGACGGGUUCAUAACGAAGCAGGAGCUGAGGGAGUCCCUGAGGAACAUCGGAAUCUUCAUGGCAGACAAAGAGGUGGAUGAUAUUGUUGUCAAGUACGAUUCCAACAGUGACGGCUUGAUCGAUUUUGAAGAGUUUUGCUUGUUGACAAGUGAGUGUGUAGGAGGGGAUCAUCAUGAGAAAGAGGGUGGUGUUAUGGGAAAUGAAGAGGUUGAUUUGAAGGAGGCUUUUGAUGUGUUUGAUAAAGACAAUGAUGGGCUUAUUUCGGUGGAGGAGUUAGCUUUGGUGCUUACUUCGUUGGGGUUAAGGGAAGGGAGAAAGAUUGAAGAGUGCAAAGAGAUGAUUAAGAAGGUUGAUAUGGAUGGAGAUGGCAUGGUCAAUUUUAACGAGUUCAAGAGAAUGAUGAUGAAUGGAGGAAAGCUUGCCUUCAACGCAUAGGGAUCCACUACAGGUUCUCUUUAAUUUCUUCUUCAAUUCAGAUCCGCCAUCGUUAUUAACUCCAAAGAACACCGAGAAUUGAACACUUUACCAUUGAAAUUGUGUGUGUAUAUAUGUGAAUAUGAUGGCCACAUCAUCAUCAUCAUCAUGUAUGCGUUUCACACCACCACCACUUCGAUCGUAGCUAGAUACAUGAAAUGAAAUACUGUUCUGAUUUAGUAAGUGUAGAUUCUUAGUUAAUUUUCCAUGUUUCUGUGUAACAUAUGGCAAUUGCUGUGUUGACCCAUUCUUUUUCUUUGGCAAGGAAUUUAUUUUCUUUGAUUGUGUCUGUGUGUUAUACUGGUGCCAAUUUAUUUUCUUUGGCAAGAAAGUCUUGAAUUUCCAGCUUUGUUCACUUUUCUCCAUGAAAUUGGGAAAAGUAAAUUAUGGAUGUAUAUAUACACUUUUAUUUUAUAUAACAAUGAUGUUGUUUCUGCUGCC
Messenger RNA from Glycine soja, 1365 nucleotides. Its product is annotated as calmodulin-like protein 3. The transcript has a single exon. The coding region runs from base 196 to 885 and encodes 229 amino acids. Gene Ontology annotation, molecular function: enzyme regulator activity; calcium ion binding. The record is from RefSeq and is a predicted model, not a curated record. NCBI's taxonomy places the organism in Eukaryota, Viridiplantae, Streptophyta, Magnoliopsida, Fabales, Fabaceae.